CGCGGCCAUGACUUGAAUUAUAAGCCCUCGUGACCAGUUCUUCUAGUCUCUCCUAGUCUCCAGCGCAUUCUUGCCCGUUCUCACAUCUCUCACACCUCCCACAUCACUCGCAAACAUGCCCAAGGUCUCCGACGUCCCCCACCUCGGCAAGGCGAUCAAGGACGCGAUCGAGCGCGGCGCGCCCGACGUCGACCUCAACGAUCUGCCCAACCUCACCGACAUGAGCGCCGACAAGCUCACCGAGAACGUGCUCGCCAUCAACAGCGGGUGUGCGAACCCUCGGCAGAAGUUUGUGCUCGAGGCCCUCGUGCGCCACAUGCACGCGUUCGUCAAGGAGGUCGGGCUGACGCCUGAGGAGUGGAUGACCGGCCUCGAGUUCCUUACCAAGACCGGACAGAUGUGCUCAGACAUCCGGCAGGAGUUCAUCCUUCUCUCAGACGUGUUCGGCGUCUCAGCGCUGGUUGACACGCUUAACCACCCCAAGCCCGAGGGCGCGACGGAGGCGACGGUGCUCGGGCCCUUCUGGGUCGAGGACGCGCGUGUCGUCGAGAACGGCGAAGCGAUCGCCGGCGAGGACAAGGGCGAGCCUAUGCUCGUCAAGGGCCGUAUCCUCGACACGGAGGGCAAGCCGAUCCCGAACUGCCUGAUCGAGACGUGGGAGACUGACGAGGACGGAUACUACGACACGCAGUACUCGGCCAACGGGUACGUCCAGGACUGCCGCGGGCGGCUCUACUCGGACAAGGACGGAAACUAUGCGUUCCGCUGCGUCAUGCCUGUGCCGUACCCGAUCCCCAACGACGGACCGGUCGGCAAGCUCCUGCGCUCCAUGAACCGGCACGUGUUCCGGCCCGCGCACUUGCACAUGAUGUUCGAGGCGGACGGGUUCGAGAAGCUCGUCACGGCGCUGUACUUCAAGGGGGACAUCUUCCUGUCUUCGGACGCCGUCUUUGGCGUCAAGAGCAGCCUCGUCGAGGACCCCAAGAAGGUUACGGACGCGGCCGAGGCGCGCAAGGCUGGGUUCAAGAAGGACGAGUUCUUCCUCUGCGAGCGCGACUUUGUGCUCAUCACCACGGAACAGGCCAAGGACGAGCUUGAGAAGGCAAAGGCUAAGGCCAAGGCAGAGGUCAAGGCUUAGGCAGCAGUGUAUCGUGUAUAGGAUUAUGCAGUUUGUGUACGACU
This is a messenger RNA of Cutaneotrichosporon oleaginosum, 1182 nucleotides long. RefSeq lists its product as uncharacterized. Lineage: Eukaryota; Fungi; Basidiomycota; Tremellomycetes; Trichosporonales; Trichosporonaceae. Gene Ontology annotation, molecular function: ferric iron binding; catechol 1,2-dioxygenase activity. The record is from RefSeq and is a predicted model, not a curated record. Gene Ontology annotation, biological process: catechol-containing compound metabolic process.